Messenger RNA from Centruroides sculpturatus (bark scorpion), 1804 nucleotides. RefSeq names its product protein disulfide-isomerase A3-like. Gene Ontology annotation, molecular function: protein disulfide isomerase activity. Lineage: Eukaryota; Metazoa; Arthropoda; Arachnida; Scorpiones; Buthidae. Gene Ontology annotation, cellular component: endoplasmic reticulum. Gene Ontology annotation, biological process: response to endoplasmic reticulum stress; protein folding. Bases 104 to 1570 code for a protein of 488 amino acids. The record is from RefSeq and is a predicted model, not a curated record. The transcript is spliced from 13 exons.
CGACCAAUUAGAAGAAGACAACGCAGAUCUGAAAGACACGUUUGACGGAAACGCUAGAGAAAGAAUUUUAUAUUGAAAUAUUUCGAGACGAAGAGACGGGAAAAUGUUUCGCGUAUUAGCUUUUAUAUCUUUAUUGUCUUUAGUCAUUUCUAGCGAUGUAUUAGAUUUUUCAGGUCCAGAUUUUGAUCAAAGAGUGGCCGAACAUGACACAGUCUUAGUAGAAUUCUUUGCUCCUUGGUGUGGACACUGCAAAAGACUUGCUCCAAAAUACGAAGAGGCAGCAACAAUUUUAAAGAAAAAUGAUCCAGCUGUUCCUUUGGCAAAGGUGGAUUGUACUUCUGAUGCUGGUAAAGAAACUUGUUCAAAGUAUGGUGUCAGUGGUUAUCCUACACUCAAGAUUUUCCGAAAUGGAGAAUUUUCUUCUGAAUAUAGUGGUGGCCGAGAAACAGAUACCAUUGUAAAGUACAUGAAAUCUCAGGUUGGACCAAGUUCUGUAGAGAUUAAGACACUUUCUGAUGCUAAGAAGUUAUUAAGUAGGAUUGAAGUAGUAAUAAUUGGAUUCUUCAAGGAUGAUAAAAGCCAAUUGAGAGAAGAAUUUUUGAAAGUUGCAGAUAAAUUGAGAGAGACAACUUCAUUUGGACAUACUUCUAACGAAGAAGUUUUGGAUUCAUAUGGAUAUAAAGAUCAGAUAGUGCUCUUCCGUCCCCAGCACCUUCAAAGUAAAUUUGAAGAGAAAGAAUUAAAAUAUGAAGGUAGUGCUGAUAAAUCAAAAAUAGAAGAUUUUAUUAAAGACAAUUAUCAUGGUUUAGUUGGUCAUCGAACUAAUGAUAAUUUCCAAGAUUUCAAGAAUCCUCUUGUAGUAGCUUACUAUGAUGUUGAUUAUGUGAAAAAUACUAAGGGUACAAAUUAUUGGCGUAAUCGUAUUAUGAAAGUUGCUCAGAAUUACAAAGACAAGCUAAAUUUUGCUGUAUCCAAUGUAAAUCAAUUUUCUGCUGAAGUUGAAGAAUUUGGAUUGUCUGUCAAAGGUGAUAAACCUGUAAUUGCAGUACGAAAUGAAAAACAACAAAAAUUCAGAAUGACAGAUGAAUUCAGCAUGGAUACAUUUGAAAAAUUCCUUAAAGACUUCUUGGAUGGAAAAUUGGAAGCACAUGUUAAAUCUGAACCAGUUCCAGAAAGUAAUGAUGGACCAGUUAAGGUUGCUGUUGCAUCAAACUUUGAUAGUCUUGUAAUGAAUAAUGAUAAAGAUAUCUUGCUAGAAUUUUAUGCUCCUUGGUGUGGACAUUGUAAAAAACUUGCUCCAACUUAUGAAGAGUUAGGAACAGAGAUGAAAAAUGAAGAUGUUGAAAUAAUUAAGAUGGAUGCAACAGCAAAUGAUGUUCCACCACCUUACGAAGUUCAUGGAUUCCCAACUCUGUACUGGGUUCCAAAGAAUAGCAAAAAUUCCCCAAGGAAAUAUGAUGGUGGUCGUGAAUUGGAUGACUUUAUAAAAUAUAUAUCUAAACAUGCUACAAAUGAACUAAAAGGAUGGGACAGGAAGGGUAAUAAGAAAUCAGGAAAGACUGAGCUCUAAGAGCUGUAGCUGUUUAAAUUUCACACAGCUGUUAGUGAUAAAUUCAUUUGUGAUGUCCCAAUUUCAUUUUUCUUUCUUCCUUUUGGGAUUUCAUCCACUGACUGUAUCAUUCCUGCAGUUUAUUUUUUCAUUAAUUGCAAUUGGGGGGUUGGAUUAAAUGUAAAAUUGUUUAGUGAAAGUUUGUGAAUUUUGAGGGGUAAAUGUUAAAUAAAUGUCAAAUUUGUUUAUACAUAA